This is a messenger RNA of Anthonomus grandis grandis, 4786 nucleotides long. RefSeq lists its product as uncharacterized. Lineage: Eukaryota; Metazoa; Arthropoda; Insecta; Coleoptera; Curculionidae. The transcript is spliced from 17 exons. The coding region runs from base 232 to 4770 and encodes 1512 amino acids. The record is from RefSeq and is a predicted model, not a curated record.
CAUAAACUUCAAAUUCAAAUUUCAAAUGUUGACAACAAAUGUCAAGUUUCCCGGUUCUUUGGAAAUGGUUUCCAGAAUAAAUUCCGAAAAUUGGCGGUUUAAGUCGCACAUCAUAAAUUUACGUAUCGUGUUAAUAUCUAACGUAGUUUCAAGCAGAACAUCAAUUCAACAAAGUUUUAAUCUUUAAAAGCGUUAGUCUAUAACCUCACAAAUUGUGUUUACAAACAAAACAUGACUGUUAAAACAAGCCCCAAAAAAGUGAAGAAAAAUCCUUUAAGACCUAAGAGUCAACCUCGAAAUUAUAAUGUAACUAGAUACUUUCAACCCGGAGAAACUAGCUUGGCUUGUCAUUCCAGUAUCAAUGCAGUAAUACCUUACGUAAAUGUAGAGAAUCAAAACUCAGCAACUCCAGUAAAAAACAUCAAAAUACAUAAAACAGUGUGUGGUACUGCUAAGAAAGUUCAAUCAGUUGCCAAGGAACCUUCCAAUAAUAACGUGUCCGCUUUUGAAAGAGCAAAAUCAUAUCAUUUUAAUAGAAUACAAGCUGAACAAAAAAAAGCUAAGCAUCGUGAUAUGCUUAAAAGCAGUUCAUCUUCUAGCAUUGAUGGGAAGAUCGAAAAGUUUACUAGGACAAAAUCAAAGUCUUUUCAUGAGACGAGUAAGAAGCAUUAUGAAACAAAACAGUUAUAUUUAAGAAGUGAAAAGGGAUCCACAUCUCAAGCAACUAGUAGCACUUUUAAAUCUACAACUGAUCCGGCACUUUUGCAUAGAGUCCUCAAGGUUAAAAACUUGAAACAAGAAAUUUUAGAAAAUAGAAGGGCAACUUCCAAUGUAAGAUAUCCAAGUAGAAAUUCAUCUUUUGGAGACAGUAGUGCUAAGAUCAGUGAUCUUACAAAGGAAAUUAGUCAGUCGAAAACUAAUAAUAUAGCCAAGAAGAAAAUUCUAAUCACAGAGCUUCAUUCUGAAAUUGCCCAAUAUAAGCAGUAUAAAAACUUUUUAGUGUACAACAGUACUGAAGAACCUUCAAAUUUAAAAAAUGAAGCUAUGGUCUCAAGCAAUAAUGAAUCAAGCAUAAAUCAUUCAUCAAGCAGCCAGAAAAGACCAUCAGGAGGAAAGAGAGUGUCAAUUUUAGUCAAGCCUGAGAAUAUUGAUAUAUCUCUUGACAGAGACUCUUCAUCUGCAGUCCUUUAUGUUAAAUCUAGACACAGCAGUAGAUCAAGAAGCCGAAGUGGAACAGAUCCUGCAGAUUCUGUUUCUGAAACAAGAUCAAAUUCGAAAGCAGAAACUCUUUCCGAUAGAUCAGGAAAAUCAAAGGAGCUAUCAGAUCCAGAAUCCGCGGAUGACGAAGUAAUCAGAUACAAAAUUAAAGAAGCCAAUCAGCUAAUAGAACGUGUACGUAAAGCUCUUAGUAAAAUAAAAGCAAUACAAAGUGGAGAUGAAUCAACAACGCAGAAGCCAGACAAGAAAAGAGAUUCUGGGUCAAGUUCUACAGAUAUUGAGGAGACUAUUAAGGGUUUGAAGUUACAAACCAAACAGUUAUUGCAAGAGGAUACAACAAUAAGACCAACUUUAACUAGAACAAAGUUGGCAAUUCAAAGAAGCACUGAUAUUUUGAAACAGAAAAGCAAUAUAUAUCCAAGUCUCGAUAGAAGCGCAACCGCUGUUAUGAUUUCAAAAGAAAAAGAAACAAUCAUGACUAAAGAAGAAAAAACUGUUGUUAAAUCUCCACGAGACAAGAAUACUGAGGCUAGCCAAAUUGUAACAAUUGUAUCGAAAUCAAAGAUACCGAGACCUGUGCAGCAGACGCAGACGGAGGAAUGUAGUAGAAGAGGAAUAAGAGACUGCUGCCAGGUUCCGGGCCUUGAUAUGGAGAGGCCGAUGACUAGGAGAAACGAAGCUGCAAUUUUAGAAGAUGAUCUAAUGGAACAGGUUGGUGUUGAUAAAUUUCGGACAGUACCUGAUACCAAUCAACUCGAGGUUUCCAGUAGUUUUGAAGAACUACAAGAGAAGCUAAAAACCAUUGCUGAAACUACUGAGAGUAACCGAAGUACUCCUAGACGAAGCGGGGAAAAAGUGCCGCAAGAACCACCAAUAAUUACAAUGGUCGAUAAUUGUAGCAAUUGUGUUCAACUAGUAAGCAACUGCAAUCAGCAAAUUCAAGUGAAACCUGACGCGAGAUGCAUGGGAGUAGAAUGUCACUGUCAAACGCACGAAAAAUCCAACCAAGGCAGAAUUUUACCAGCUCUAUGUGUCGCCAACAGAGUUGCUACAGACGUUGUCCCUCCAAGGAAAAUAAAUCUAAAGUAUCAGCAUAGCCCACCUCUAGAAAUAGAACCAACAAAGUUAACCUGUACCCGCUGUAAUACUGAAUUUUUCUUUUCCGAAGUAAUGCUCUCGCCGACAUUAAGAAAGAUGAUGUGCGAAAACUGUAAGAGCCAGUUAAAGGAAGAUUUCGUUGGUGGAAUUUCAAUUGAACCUCAAGUUGAUCAAAAGAUUCAAAACUUAAGCAUCAAAUUAUUACCACCUGUGAUUAUAAAACAACCAUUAAAAGUUACCAAAGUAUUGGACUUAUCAAUUAACUCCAAGGGAGAUGCCUUAAACCGGUUAAGAAACCGUACAAACGUUACUUAUGUGGAUGUCAUACAUGGCAAAGAACUUGGGUUUGAUACUUUUAAUCAUUUUCAAUCGGAGUUUGAUGGAGGGAAAACCAAAUCUGUAACCGAAAACGAGAAAGAUGAUCUUAUAUUAAAAAGUGAAGCUAUUUCUACUGUUACUGACAAAGAAGAUUUUAUAGAGCAAGUGACACCUACAGAUAGUAAAUUAAAGCCAGUAUUAUUUGAAAAUAAAGUAGAAGAGGUAGUUUCUGGGGAUACUCAUACGAACCAUGAAAUACCUCUUCAAACGGUUAUGAAAUAUAUACCUAAAGAUAGUAACUCUGAACAGGAUGAGGAUGAAGUAAUUUCAGUCAGUUUUACAAAUGCUGAAGCAAAACGAUCGAAUCAUUCCGCCCCAACUCGCACAUCAAGCAAGUCCGGUAAGCCUGAGGAUUGGAAGAACGAUGUUCGAUACACGUUGUUGGAUACAUUUAAUAAGCACCACAACAGCAAUAUUUUUGAUGUCUUAGAUAAAGAAAAAGAGGAAAUUUACAAUAUGCAACAAAAACCUAAUCUCACAGAAGCGGAACGAGAAGAAUUAAAAAAGAAACUACUUUGGUACCAAUCUUAUCAUAUAUACGACAAUCCUAACCUGCAUGAUCCAGGACGGAUGGACCAAAAAUCAUUGGAAAAAGUAUCCCAUGUGGAUUUGGAGUUUUAUAAAACUUUUAUAAAUCCAGAUCCAAUGAUGUCAGGAGAAAUAACCCCUGUUCGUGUACGAUCUAGAAGUGCAUCAAAAGGAUCGAAAAGUCGAUUUGGAUAUGAGUCCAAACAGGUUCAAGUUCAACCAUCUCUUCUUGAAGGACAAUUAAAAGACCAUGAUGCUCCACAGGUGCUGAUUGAAUUAAUUAGCGGGAGCGAAAAUGCCAUAAACAGAGAAAUUAUUAGCGAAGAUACCAUAACAAACAAAGAAAUUAAACAAUUUAACGCUGAAGAAAAUCCUCUGUUACGUGCUUCACACCCACCGCUAAACCGGUCAUCUAAUCCGGCAAUAGAUAGCUGCUCUCAGGUAACACUUUUGAACAUAAAAGAGAAUGAAGAUGGCGCACUUGUUUUUCAACAAACCCUAGAUCCCAGGGGGAACGAGUCCAAACCAAUAUUAGAGGCUCAAAAAGAUGAUAGAGGUUCUAGUACACCUUCGGAAAUCACCGUUACUAUAUCUUAUACUUUGUCUGAAGAAGAACACAAAUCAGAGAAUGGAUCAUUUAAUAAACCAAGAUCUGAAAGUCCUGAAAUAGAAAUAAACUCCACUCUGCUGGAUCGUGAUCAAUUAAAAAAAUGUAGUAGUUCCAAGACACUAACAUUAGUAGACAAAGACGUUAUGGAUAAGCUCCGUGAUAAACUAAGAUCUGUGGAUACCACAGCGUCCUUGCCAGGUUUUACAAUACAUAGUGACGGCCAUCGUGAAACUCUAGACAAUUUUCUUAAAGGACUCACAAAGAUUUCUUCUCAAGGCUACAAUUCGCCGAAAAGUGAAAAUACAGAUAAAACUAUAAAUUAUGUAUUUACCCAUAACGAAAAUAAUCUGGAAUCCCUUAGGAGUCAUUUGGAAUUGGCUGAAAAUGGGAGGUACAAAGAUGAACAAGAUUUGUUCACGCAAAUACCCUAUCCAAUUUCAACAGAACAAUCUAAAAAGAUAGAUCUUUUGUAUCAACAAACCAAAAAUGCACUUCACGAUUCAAGACCGCCACUACAUUUUAACCAUCUAGACGAAGAAGUAAAGAGAGACAAAUAUGCUUUUAUUCCAAGGCGCAAGCUAAAAAAAUACUCUCCUGACCAAUCCAACAGUGAUACAGUAACAAGCACUUCUCUAUCGGAAGGAGAAAUAGGCUGUAGGCACACCAUAAGCAUAGGGGAAGUUCACGUCUGCCGUCAUAGACCACAAUGUCCGAAAGCCCGAAAACGGGUAUUAAAUAGAGGAAAUUUAACAUUGUCUCCAUCAUCAGCAACGCCUAGACCCUAUCUUUCAAGACAAUUACCUAAAAAAUUCGACCUUAAUGACCCUAGUGUAUCUAUAGAACAACGAAGAACAUAUUUUAACAAUUGGGUAACUUAUUAUGUAAAACCACAAGAGGUUUAUCAAAGUAGUACGUCAAAUUUUAGUGAUAAUAAAUAAUGACGCUAAAAGGAAA